This is a messenger RNA of Serendipita indica DSM 11827, 1041 nucleotides long. The record is from the annotation of a GenBank genome assembly. NCBI's taxonomy places the organism in Eukaryota, Fungi, Basidiomycota, Agaricomycetes, Sebacinales, Serendipitaceae.
AUGAAAGCCAUCUUGAUCAACAACGACAACAAAGGCGCAGAGAAACUGUACAUAGGCGAUGCUCCAAAACCAAAGCCAGCCAAGGACGAAGUCCUCGUCAAGAUCAGAGCCUUUGGAUUGAACCGUAUGGACAUCCUGCAACGAGAGGGGCAGUACCCAGUCCCCCCUGGUGCCAGUCAUAUCCUGGGUGUAGAGUUUGCGGGCACAGUCGAGGAACUCGGAUCUGGUGUCAAUAACUGGUCCGUUGGCGAUGAAGUGCUCGGACUUGCCACCGGAGGAGCCUACGCGGAAUACAUUGCAAUAGGCACUGGAUUCCUGCUCCCAAAGCCUUCUGGUAUGCCUUGGGAGGUAGCGGCCGGCAUUAUGGAAAACUAUAUUACAGCUUACCAGGCAUUGGUAACUAUCGCAAAGAUCAAAGAGGGCGAUAAUGUCCUGAUUCAUACUGGAGCCAGCGGCGUCGGCACCGCCGCUCUGCAAAUCGCCAAAUCAUUCCACGCAAAACGAAUCUUUACCACGGCGUCUUCUGAGGAAAAAUUGGGAUUCUUACACAAGCUCAUCGGAGACAACGAGCUCUUGCACACGAUCAACUAUAAAAAGGAAGACUUUGAGAAGCACAUCAUGGAUGCUACCAAUAAGUACGGUGUCGACGUGCUUGUGGACUUUGUGGGACAGAGCCACUGGAACAAGAACCUGGGAUCUCUGGCUCGGGACGGACGAAUGGUGAUGCUGGGGCUACUUAGUGGCUUGGACGUGGAGAAGACCUCGCUGGGGCCUAUCCUGUUCAAGCGGCUGCAGAUUACAGGAAGUACGCUCCGCUCACGAAGCCCAGAGUACCAAAUGAAUCUCGUUCAAAACUUUGGAAAGGACGUGUUCCCUCAUAUCGUCGAGCAAGCGUUCGGGAACCAAGGAAAUGGCAAAAGGGACGCAAUUCAGGUCGUGAUGCACGCGGUUUAUUCGAUGGAGGAUAUCGUAAAGGCGCACCAGGACAUGGAGAGCGAUGCCUCUGUUGGGAAAAUUGUGGUCACGGUACCAACAGAGUAA